AUGCCAAACAAUCGGGACGGAAUGGGAGACAAACCACUACCAAACCACCCAGUAAUGUCAAGGAAACAGCCACCGUCUAGCCACCACCGCGAUCCAAACCCACGACGGCUGUCCAGAACUGGUAGUUUGAAGCAGAAUUCGUCUCAACAAAGCCAGCCACCACUUCCACCUCGAAGUCGAGGGGCGAUUGGAGAAACUGAACACAUCUACUCAAACGAAGAAAGGAUGCUCAGAAACGAAGGCGACCAAAUUCGAAGUCAAAGCCCUGGAAAUAUUGCAGCCUCUCGCUUGGAAGCAGGAGAGCAUCCAGCUGCUGCGACCUCUAAAGAGGAAAAGAAUCGUAACGGGGAACGAGAAUAUGAUGUUAUUGUUGGCGAUGUUGAGCAAAUGGCAGCAGAGCUUAUAGAGAGUCGGAGACUUCUGCACGAGACCCAGAAGCGCUACGACGAAUCGACUGCAGAACUUUCCUCGCGGCACAUUGUAGACCCUUUCAGGAAGGGAGACCAAAUCAUUGCCAGAGAAAUAGACGGACUGCGAAGCGAUAUUCGGUGAUGGAGUAAGAAUUUCCAGCAAUUGGGUCAAAGGUCUGGAAUUGCGCAGACCCUCAAGAACUUUGUGAAUCCACCAGAUCCAGAGUACACCUUUUUCCGGAUAGUCACACCUGACUAUCGGCAGUAUCUGAACGCCGACGGAAAAGAGCAGUCGCUGCUUAUCCAAAGCUUUAUUUAG
Molecule: messenger RNA, 729 nt
Organism: Hymenoscyphus albidus
Lineage: Eukaryota; Fungi; Ascomycota; Leotiomycetes; Helotiales; Helotiaceae
Source: the annotation of a GenBank genome assembly